Periophthalmus magnuspinnatus is the source of this 881-nucleotide messenger RNA. Its product is annotated as L-selectin-like. The record is from RefSeq and is a predicted model, not a curated record. The transcript has 7 exons. NCBI's taxonomy places the organism in Eukaryota, Metazoa, Chordata, Actinopteri, Gobiiformes, Gobiidae. Bases 12 to 881 code for a protein of 289 amino acids.
CUGACAACAUUAUGAGCUGGACAGUCACUGUACUUGUAGGUUCUUUGGUGGGCAUCACUAUGGGCUGGACAUACCACUACUCCAACGUAACCAUGAACUGGGAUGCGGCCAGAAAGUGGUGCCAGGACAACUUUACAGAUAUGGUUGUGAUCCAGAAUCAGUUAGAGAACGACUAUCUGGUCUCUCUGCUGCCCCAAAGAAACUCCAGUCCCUACUUCUGGAUCGGAAUUACAAAGACCCAUGUAAACGAGACGUGGCGGUGGAUCGGGAACAACAGCACUUGGCUGGGCAGUGAAUCGUGGGCCGAAAAUGAACCCAACAAUAGCCACAAGGCCGAGUUUUGCGUUGAGAUCUACACCACCAGAGGGCGCAACAGGGGCAAGUGGAACGAUGAGAAGUGUAAUGUGUUGAAGUAUGCAGCAUGUUAUAAAGCUCAAUGCACAAACGUGACGUGUGACAGAGGAAGAUGCCACGAGACCAUCAACAAUGUAACCUGCCUCUGUGAACCUGGGUUUGUGGGAGACAGGUGUCAAACAGCAGCAGCUGUGGACUGUGCUCCGGUGCCUGACCCUGAGAACGGAGUGCUCAUCUGCUCCUCCACGAACCAUACUUUUAACACCACGUGUCAUGUGACCUGUUCCUUUGGCCUCCUCACCAUGGCCUCCUCACACAUCACCUGUCAGACCGACGGGCUCUGGAGUGGACCCAGACCCGCCUGUGCAAGUUAUAAGAAGGCUUUGUUGGCUGUAGCUGGGAGUGGAGCCAUCUCAACCCUCUGCUGCAUCUGUUUUUGCUGGAUGCAACUCAGGAAAAGAAAGAAAAUCAACCAAGUAAGACAAGCUGAUGAAGAAACAAACUCCUCCAAUGCAUUGUCAGGAUAA